Molecule: messenger RNA, 1494 nt
Organism: Lentinula edodes (shiitake mushroom)
Lineage: Eukaryota; Fungi; Basidiomycota; Agaricomycetes; Agaricales; Omphalotaceae
Product: SET domain-containing protein
Exons: 11
Coding region: 1-1494 (497 amino acids)
Biological process (GO): peptidyl-lysine monomethylation
Cellular component (GO): nucleus
Molecular function (GO): protein binding; protein-lysine N-methyltransferase activity
Source: RefSeq, a predicted model, not a curated record
AUGUCGCUCCCAGAACUGGAAGAAUUUCUCUCCUGGUUUCAAAGCAAUGGCGGAAGAAUUGAUUUAGAUGCCGUUGGAUUCAAGUAUUUUCCUUCUACCGAAGGAGGACGCGGUGCUGUUGCUCUGAAAAACAUCGAGAAAGACCAAACAUUAUUCGCCAUCCCUCGUCCAUUAACGCUUUCGACCAAAACAUCAUUGUUACCUGAGAAGUUUGGACCCCGAGCCUGGAAAGAACACAAAUUGGAUAAGGGAUGGUCAGGACUUAUCUUGUGUAUGAUGUGGGAGGAUGCUCAGACGUUCAACUCCAAGUGGAGAUGUUAUCUUGCAACUUUACCUACCGCCUUUGAUACCCCAAUGUUCUGGAGCGAAAAAGACCUGAAAGAGCUUGAGGGUACUUCGGUGGUAGAAAAACUAGGAAAGGAGGACGCAGAACGCGAUUACCAUGACAAGGUCUUUCGAGCUAUACAAAGCCGACCGGACCUUUUCCCACCGGAAACACUUUCAAAUCACUACUCACUCGAACGUUAUCAUGUUAUGGGAAGUCGCAUUCUCUCUAGAAGCUUCGGCGUCGAGCGUGUAGACAUAGAUGGCGGUGACGACGGAGAGGAGAUGAAUCCUGAAGCUGACAAAAGUAUAGGAAGUGCCAUGGAUGUCGACGAACAUGACGAAACGACCGGCGUGGAAGAUACAUCUAUUCAAGAUGAUAGCCCGUCUGAAGAUGGUGACGAAGGCGAGGAAGAUGCUAUAGACAUUUCGAUGGUGCCUAUUGCGGACCUUCUCAAUGCUCGUUUCGGUUCUGAGAAUGCGAAACUUUUCUACGAAGAAAAGGAGCUCAAAAUGGUGACAACCAAACGAAUUCUAGCCGGAGAACAAAUUUGGAAUACAUACGACGAUUUACCAAACAGUGAACUACUCCGAAGGUAUGGUCACGUCGAUAUCCUACCCCUUCCAGGAAGCGGCAAGGGCAAUCCAGCAGACGUAGUCGAAAUUAGGGCAGAUUUAGUACUUGCAACAUUUUCCCAACAGUCCGAAUCUACUUCAAGUACUGAGAGAAUUGAUUGGUGGUUGGAGGAAGGGGGUGACGAUACUUUUGUCCUUGGAACUGACUACGAGGUUCCCGAGGCUAUGGUAUCUCUGACACGACUGCUUUAUCUGUCGUCGGACGAAUGGGAAAAGGCGCAAGAAAAGAGUAAACCUCCCAAACCGAAAUUAGACUCUCAAGCACUAAAUCUCAUCCUCGUUGUCCUGCAAAAACGAAUCGCACAAUAUCCUUCGACGAUGAAAGAUGACGAAGAAAUUCUAAAACAAGAGCCUGGAAUGCCUCUUAACAAGUACCAGGCGAUAUUCGUGCGUCUUGGGGAGAAACGAAUCCUCGAGAACACUCUUCAGCGACUGGUAACGGCCGGGAAAGCUAGAGGUGGAGGUACACAUAAAAGAAAGUCUGCUCCGGCUUUCGAUGGUUCAAAUCAAUCGACUAAGAAAGCGAAACGAUAG